AUGAAUAGCAAGUCGAAAUCAAAGAAAGAAGAGCAAAUAAAGCAACUCAAUGAGUUCCUCAAGACGUCUGCGUUGAACAUUAUCGAAUUGGAACGAACUUUGAUCCAAACUUUGGGAGCUGACGAUGCAAAUGAAGAAUUGGAUGAGCUGAAAGAACGGAUUGAAAAGUGGGACGAGAAGAUAGAAGGAGCCGACGAUGGCCGUGGAACGUAUGUACAACGGAUGAGUAUAAGAAAGAGUACCAGUUCGUCGCCUCAAGCAUUUCCGAAGAAGAAUCUUUCUCCGGAACGGGCAAUCAACUUUGCCAUAAAGAGUCUCAAUUCCUCUAUUGAGUUUUUUGGGGAAGAGAGGGACCUGUUUCUAUCAAAGCAAGAGGCAGCGAAGAAGACUAUUGAGCAAAAGGAAGAGGAAUGGAAACAAAAAAUUGCCGAGUUGGAACAGCAAGUCAAGGAGGCCAAUGAGAAACGAGGUAAAAUCGAAGAGCAGAAUGAAGAAAAGAACAAACAAAUCGAGCGAUUGAAAGCUUUGAAUGACCAAUAUGAAGAAUUCGACGAGGAAAGGGAACAACUAAAUGAAAAGUGCCAAAGCCUGGAAGCUCGAACUACCGAACUUGAAGCUGAAAAGGAAACGCUCGCUCUUAAGUGUACCGAAUUUGAAUUUGCCUUGGACGAAGCCCAAAACCGAGUACCGGAUCUACCACAAGACGAUGACGAAGAAUCGAACGAAGCCUUCGACGUGGGUAUGCUCCAAAAUCGAAUUGAACAACUCGAAACUGAAAACAACGAGUUGUCCGUCCAAGUUGACGAACAAACGGACACCAUUAUCAAGUUGAAGAAGGAAAAGCGACUGAGUAAAUUUGACGACAAGUUGCAAGGUAAGGCGGAUGAUUUCAAGGUAGAAGAAUACAUCAAGCGGUACGACGAUCUGAAAGCCAAACACACUGGCCUGCAGGCGCAAUGUCGUUUCCAAGAACGACGAAUAGAUGAAUUGGAGAAGCUGAGUGCUACCAAGGACGGGGCGAUGCAAAAGCUGAAGGAAGAUCGGAAAAACGAACGAGAGAACGAAAUGAUGAAGAACAAGGCACUCGAGGACGCUCUAACGGCCAUGGGAGACGAACGAUCGCGGUUGCUACUGCAGAUUCAGGACAUUGAAGAUGAACGACAAAUGCUGAUAUUCAAAUGUCAAGCCCAACAGGAUGCGAUUGUUGCUGUCAAAAAAUCGGCUGGGCUGUUGAAAGACGUCGAUUUUGACCCCAAUAAUGCCACCAUGGAAGAAGUUAAUGAUGAUCGAGAACGAUUGGCCCAUAGAUGCACUUCACUUGAAGUCCACAUUGGAAUGCUGGAGAACGAAAUCACAGUUUUGAAGUCUCAGUCGCUCGCCAAGGAUCAGAUGAUCAAGGAUUUGGAGCAAUUCACCAAUACGGUGUCAGAUGAACAAAAUGGUUCAGGGAGCGAGGGGAACUCCCAAGGGGAUUCAUAG
This is a messenger RNA of Cylindrotheca closterium, 1479 nucleotides long. Lineage: Eukaryota; Bacillariophyta; Bacillariophyceae; Bacillariales; Bacillariaceae. The record is from the annotation of a GenBank genome assembly.